AGGUCAGAUAUGAUCAGAGUCGUCUUGAUUUCUACGAUGAUGCUGGCCGUACUGGCCAGCGGAGGUAUGCAGGCUCCGGCAGCUGUCCCUCAAGCCCUUCGUCUUCGCGGUGGCAGUGCGGCUACGCAUGUUCGUGUAAAGAAGGCGGAGGAAUUUCUCAAGGUCUACUCAAAGAAAGAUCGACUUUCCACCACCCUGAGCGAUUUCUUGCGCGAGAAGGCGAUAGGGGGAGAUCCGACUAUGCGAGACCUCGAGGCGAUCUUCUCUGGGAUUCAGUCGGCAUGCAGAUCCAUCGCCGAUAUGGUCGGCAAGGCUGGUAUCCAGGACAUGACGGGCAUGGCUGGAACUGGUGAGAAUGUCCAGGGAGAGGAGCAGAAGAAGCUCGACAUCCUGUCAAACGAUGUGUUCAAGGACAAGCUCACGAAGAGUGGCUGCAUGGCUUACCUCGGGUCGGAAGAGGAGGAUGAGGCUAUCCGCAUUACGGGAAAGUUUGGCGGGGACUACAUUGCUGUGUUCGACCCUCUUGACGGUUCCUCGAACAUCGAUGCAGCGAUUAGCGUCGGAACCAUCUUCGGGAUCUACAAGGGCGCUAAGAAUGCCGAGGAAUUCCCUCUCAAGAAGGGAUCGGAGCAGGUGGCUGCGGGAUACUGCAUGUACAGCACGUGUACUAUCUUGAUGAUCACGAUUGGAGACGGAGUCAAUGGAUUUACCCUCGACUCGUCGUCGGGAGAGUUCGUCCUCACCCAUCCCAACGUCGCCAUGCCCAAGCGCGGCAAGAUCUACUCCUGCAACCAGGGAAACAUCCCUGCAUGGCCCGAGUCACUCAAAACCUACUUCGACAAGAUCUGCAGGGGUGAAGGAGAGUCGAAGACUAAGUACGGCCUCCGUUACAUCGGCUCCAUGGUCGGCGACAUGCACAGGACGCUGCUCUACGGAGGCUUAUUUUUGUAUCCUGCCGACGCAAAGAACAAGAACGGGAAGCUCCGCCUCCUCUAUGAGGCUAGCCCAAUGGCGAUGCUCGCUGAGCAGGCAGGCGGAAAGGCAUCGACAGGAAAGGAGCGGGUGCUGGACAUCGAGCCGCAGGAGCUGCAUCAGCGCGUCCCGAUCUUCAUCGGAUCAGCUGAUGACGUAGACGAAGCAUGCAAGUAUGCUUGAAGAAGAAGUGUACACCUGGCUUGAGAUCAACUUCAAAUUUCAGUGACAGUGAAAAUGUAGUAUGUCCGGUGACGUAAAUAUCAAGUGUUUAGCAGUGAACUACGAAAUACUG
Guillardia theta CCMP2712 is the source of this 1267-nucleotide messenger RNA. RefSeq lists its product as hypothetical. The transcript is spliced from 15 exons. Gene Ontology annotation, biological process: fructose 1,6-bisphosphate metabolic process; fructose 6-phosphate metabolic process; gluconeogenesis. NCBI's taxonomy places the organism in Eukaryota, Cryptophyceae, Pyrenomonadales, Geminigeraceae. The coding region runs from base 10 to 1155 and encodes 381 amino acids. The record is from RefSeq and is a predicted model, not a curated record. Gene Ontology annotation, molecular function: fructose 1,6-bisphosphate 1-phosphatase activity. Gene Ontology annotation, cellular component: cytosol; cytoplasm.